Molecule: messenger RNA, 1208 nt
Organism: Klebsormidium nitens
Lineage: Eukaryota; Viridiplantae; Streptophyta; Klebsormidiophyceae; Klebsormidiales; Klebsormidiaceae
Source: the annotation of a GenBank genome assembly
ACCUAGUCUGCUGGAAGCAGCAAAAGUUGCAUCUUCUCUCGUGCAGGGCUCCCAUUCACGCAGCUUUCUAGGCAAAUCCUCUGCGACUCUAGGCAGCUGUUGGACGUUUGAAUUUGAGGUAGCUCUGGUGCACCAUUUCCCCUGCAAUUGCGCUGCGGUCUUUUGUUUGCAUGGCUGCGUCAAGCACAGCGCGGUGGCAGCCAGGGGAUGAUCCAAACGCCCGCGACGGCCCUGGCCGAACGCCGCUGCAUCACCUUUGUCAAAAAGAGGUCUUUCAUGCUUCAGAUGCAGGCACGGUGUCGGCCCUGUUAGCUGCAGGAGCGGACCCAAAGGCCACCGACGGGUUUGGAAGGGCGCCUUUGGCGUUGAUCUGUGCGGAGAGUGGGGACAAAGAGGCGCUGCUGGCAUUGCUGGAGGCGGGAGCGGAUGUGAAGCUGCAGGAUGACUGGGGCAGAACUGCCCUCCAUUGGUGUUGCGAUCGGGGCUUUGACGCGCAAGCAGAGAUGUUGAUGGCGAAGGGGGCAGACGUCAAUACCCUCACGAAGCAUGGGGACAGUCCGCUGCUUUGGGCUGCAAAAGCAGGCCACUUGAAACUAGUAGAGAUUCUGUUGGCGGCAGGGGCUGACGUGUCUUUACGAAAUAACCGGGACGAGAGUGCGGCGGACGUAGCGAGCAACGACCUCAUAAAAGUACUCAUCCAAUCCAAGCUCCCAACCCCCAGCGAUUCGGAGCCGUCCCCAUCGCCCUCGUCCUCAAGUAAACGUCCCGACUUACCCUCCCCCCUUCCCAUUCGGGCCCCAGGGUUUGGGGGCUUAGGAUCUGGUGCCUCAGGAAUGGAGCAGGGUGAAAGCUCGGGGACAGCUGGCGCAGCGGCGUUUUCAGAGUAUCCGAAGAAGGCCGCAGCGGCGGGGGGCCCGGGGAAGAAGAUGAAGAUCUCGCUGAAGAAGCGGUGACGCUCGUGGGGCGGUGCGACGUCCACUGAGCGCAUCGCAGUGCUAUGAACAUAGUCUCAAUAGCUGGUCAAGCAAGGUGCCACCUCCCGUUGUUGCAGUUGAGGCCUUCGACUGUUUAAGGUUCGUGAGCCCAGCCCAAGUUUUUCCCGCACUAAUACUCGUUGGUUGGAGAGUCCAGACUAAAUGAGAUGACAAGGUCAGUGUUGGUUGUUGCAUUAUUUCGCCCAAGCUCAAAAAUUCUCAUGUUAGCCGAUG